ACUUUGGUUGAAAGCUAUUCCAAGUCAACAUACGAGGGCGCAUGUUACACCUUCCAACACACACCAACAAAUUUCAAACUUUUAUUCCUUCUCAAAUGCAGGCUUUCUGUAAGAGAAUGAAAAUUACAGAACAAACUGCUGUUUGAACAUUAGAUCUGCUGUGGGCUUCGGCGGAUAAAUCAACACAGGGACUCGGUGCUAGCCAGAAAAGAAAAAGAUAAAACAAUGUCAUCCAAAGUCUUCAGAGGCUGAAUCUGAAUUUUCGUGAGGCUGAACCCCAAAGUUCAUUUGUAAGGACAGAAAUCCUUUAAAGGAGGCCAGAUUCUUGCCUUAGUAAUUUUGUACCACAAUAGGAGAAAGAAAUCCAACCGUUAAAUUUUUCAGUUUCGAACACAUAAGAAUGCUUAUAUGUAAUCUGUUAAACUUUCAUGGGCAAAAAAUGAAAGGAAAAUGCACUAUUCAAGUUAUAUGGAAGGUCUUCUGUCAUAUCUUGGUGUGUGCUUUUUUAUUCGACGUUUGCGGGUGUGUGUGUGUGUUAAUCAGGUUCUUCCCAUUGCUUACAUGAUUCAGAAACAGAAAGGAGGAAAGACAGAGAUCAUUCUUGGAUAAUGGAAGCAUCUUAUUGGAGGAUCUCAUUGCUUCUUGUGAUGGAAAAUCGAAUCCUAUUUGUUGUUAUUCUGCUGAUGAGCUCACGAGGGCAACCAACAACUUUGAUCCUUCUUGCAUUAUGCAAGAUUGUUCACCCACUGAAAAUAGUCAAUUCCCCAGUUCUAUACAUGUUUAUGGUGGUUACAAAAUGUUCAGGGGUUUUCUACAUGAUCGAUCAAUCAUUGUUAAGAAGUUCAUGGGGACGGGGGAUGAAGCUAAGUCCAUGGCCAUUCGAGACAUUAUUAUAUCAAUGCAGAUGAGCAACCAUAAAAAUGUUUUGAAACUCUUGGGCUGCUGCUUGGAGAGUUCUGUACCAGCUCUUGUUCAUGAGUAUGCGAUGGAAGGAGUUCUCAACGAUCACGGAGGUCUAGGGGGUAAUGAAAAUUACUCCUCAUUACCAUGGAAAACUAGACUGCGUAUUGCAAAGCAGCUUGCUAAUGCACUUACAUAUCUCCAUACUGCCUUUCCCAGGCCAAUCAUUCAUCGGGAUUUAAAACCCAGCUGUAUUUUCUUGGGCCAUGAUUAUGUUCCCAAACUCACCAACUUCUCACUCUCCAUUUCCAUUCCUCCUAUGCAGUCUCAUGUUGAAGAUGAUCUGAAAGGGACAUUUGGGUACCUUGAUCCUUCUUACAUGAAGUCUGGUUACAUUACAGAAAAAAGUGAUGUUUAUAGCUUUGGUGUGCAUUUACUUGUAUUCUUAACGGGACAAAAAGUCGUAGAUAAAUAUGACGCAAUAGAAUACCAAUCAAUUAUUGCAUAUGUGAAACAACAUGUUAGUGAAAUCGGGCAGAUUCAGACAAUUGUGGACCCUAAAAUCAAUGAGGAUGUAGGGGGAGAUGAGAAAGUGCAGCAGCAGUUGCAAGAUUUCCUACAACUGGCAUUGUCAUGCACUCAAGACGAAAUUGAAAGAAGGCCAUAUAUGACAGAUGUGGCUAGAGAACUUGUUCGAAUUGACAAGAUAUGACUAGUGGUUGGAAGAUGAGCAGUGUCUUAAAUGUUGAACUCUCUAACCUUUGUAUGGUGUUGGUUGUUAAUGCGUUGCUAUUAUUUUCAUUUUUCUGUUAAUUUGCAACAAAUAUGAUAGCUCAGAUUAGAUAUCUUUGGAUUUCUUUAUUUGUAAGGAGUUUUUGAUGUUGCCUUUUCUUUCUCUAUCCAAACAUUGAUUGCAACCUAAUUAAUGAGAAAGAAAGAAAAAAAAGAAGAAGAGAACAACGUGUUAAAAAUCAAAUACAUUAAUCAGGAAUAUCCUGUGGAAAUUACAUUUCCAAACAUUAUACAGUACUCUUAGCACUGGCA
This is a messenger RNA of Malus domestica (apple), 1944 nucleotides long. Lineage: Eukaryota; Viridiplantae; Streptophyta; Magnoliopsida; Rosales; Rosaceae. The record is from RefSeq and is a predicted model, not a curated record.